Prunus armeniaca (apricot) is the source of this 309-nucleotide messenger RNA. NCBI's taxonomy places the organism in Eukaryota, Viridiplantae, Streptophyta, Magnoliopsida, Rosales, Rosaceae. The record is from the annotation of a GenBank genome assembly.
AUGCUUCCUAGGUAUGGCAUUCCUUUAAAAUGUGGCAAUUGUGGUGGAGAAGGCCAUAAUCGAAUUAGUUGUAAGGAACCUAGAAAUCCCAAUAUUAAGCCCACUAGGAAGAGGAAAGUUGCUAAGGAAAAACUUGAAGUAAGAAGGAGAGAUGGUAAAACGCAAAGUACUAGACAACAAAGUAUGCAAAUAAGUCAAAGGAAACAAAGCAAGUGGUUCCCAAAGGCCUUCUCAAUCCCAGGCAUCUCAAGUAGCUCAAGCUUCUCAAUCCUAAAAAUCUCAAGCAGCUCAGGCUUCUCAAACAUGUGA